AUGUCAGGAAGAAAGGAGACUGUUUUAGAUUUGGCUAAGUUUGUGGAUAAGGGUGUGCAAGUUAAGCUCACCGGUGGUAGACAAGUUACUGGAACUCUUAAGGGCUACGAUCAAUUGCUUAACCUUGUUCUUGAUGGGGCAGUUGAGUCUGUGCGAGAUCAUGAUGAUCCUUUGAAGACUACUGACCAGACAAGACGCCUUGGUUUAAUUGUUUGCCGUGGAACUGCGGUGAUGCUCGUCUCACCAACGGAUGGCACUGAAGAAAUCGCUAACCCGUUCGUUGAACCAGAAGCUGUCUAAAGAGUUUCUUAUCACUCUUCCAAAGAUGAUCUCUCUCUCUCUUCUCUGUUAGUUUUAUUUUUAACUUGAGGGGUUUUUAGAGAGUAUUAUGCAUCUGAAUAUCUACUAUGACGUUGGAACAAUUGUUUUAAUAUAUCUAAGAUAAAACGUCACUGGCUCUUUCG
This is a messenger RNA of Eruca vesicaria subsp. sativa (arugula), 464 nucleotides long. NCBI's taxonomy places the organism in Eukaryota, Viridiplantae, Streptophyta, Magnoliopsida, Brassicales, Brassicaceae. The record is from the annotation of a GenBank genome assembly.